This is a messenger RNA of Trypanosoma theileri, 855 nucleotides long. RefSeq lists its product as uncharacterized. Lineage: Eukaryota; Euglenozoa; Kinetoplastea; Trypanosomatida; Trypanosomatidae. The record is from RefSeq and is a predicted model, not a curated record. Gene Ontology annotation, biological process: intracellular manganese ion homeostasis. The transcript has a single exon. Gene Ontology annotation, cellular component: membrane. The coding region runs from base 1 to 855 and encodes 284 amino acids. Gene Ontology annotation, molecular function: manganese ion transmembrane transporter activity; iron ion transmembrane transporter activity.
AUGUCGGAAUUAACUUCAAUUAAUGUGAGUGGCAACAGUGGCUACAAGAGUACCUCAAAUGCGAGAUUGGCCUUUCAAAAAGGUGAUAUUGAAAUGUCUAGACGUGAACACGCAAAGCAACUUCCACACACUGAGUUCCACAGUUCCACCGCAUCUGACUAUAUUAAGUCAGUGGUUUUUGGAGGUCUUGAUGGUAUUAUGACUACAUUUGCUAUUAUUGCAGCAGCGGUUGGUAGCAAUAGCAAUUAUGUUACUGUCCUCAUUUUUGGAUUUUCUAACGUCAUUGCAGAUGCGUUUUCUAUGGGAUUCGGUGAGUACGUCUCUGGGGAGGCUGAGCGAGAGAAUGCGCUCUCUGAACGUCGCCGUGAAGAGUGGGAAGUGGAGAAUGCAUUUGAUAUGGAGGUAGAUGAGAUGGUACAGAUUUAUGAGGCGAAGGGCCUUUCUCACGAGGAUGCGACAACUAUUGUAAACAUUAUUUCCCGCGAUCCGAAACGCUUUGUGGACUUCAUGAUGACAGAAGAACUUGGUCUCAUCGUGGACCUCACCGAUGUGCACGGCCCAAAGAAACAAGGUGCCGUGAUGUUUGUAUCUUUCUUUCUCUUUGGCUCCGUUCCUCUGUUUGCGUACGUCUUUGGCCACGGCCGCGGUCUGGACGGCGUCUUUGUCGCCUCCUGUCUUCUCGCCGCUGUUGCGCUGGUGGUGUUGGGCUCACUGAAGGGAUAUUUCACCGGUGUGAGUAUGUGGCGUUCGGCAGCACUCAUGGUGUUUAACGGCAUCGUUAGCGGAUUGGUCAGUUUUUCUGUUGGAUGGGCGAUUGAGUCCAUGAUGAGAGCAGAAUUCGGCGACACACAGUAA